This is a messenger RNA of Ordospora pajunii, 1602 nucleotides long. RefSeq lists its product as uncharacterized. The transcript has a single exon. Gene Ontology annotation, cellular component: HULC complex; nucleus. Gene Ontology annotation, molecular function: ubiquitin protein ligase activity. Lineage: Eukaryota; Fungi; Microsporidia; Ordosporidae. Bases 1 to 1602 code for a protein of 533 amino acids. The record is from RefSeq and is a predicted model, not a curated record.
AUGGAUACAGAUCCAGUCAAUAAAAGAGCGAAGCCGUGCAAUAGCAAUGCUGUAGACCCCAGAGCACUGUGGCAACUACGAGAGAUGGUUGAUAAAGAGGGCAUAGUUGCAAAGCAGAAGAUUUCGAUAUAUGUUGAGAUGCUGGGGUACAUGAAGAUGAAUGAGGAGCUGGAGAGUAAAAACGAGGAAUUGGCAGAGGAGAAUGCAAAUCUGGUGAUGAUGCUUGAGAAUCACAAGGAGAAUGUAGAAAAUGCCUGUGAAAGUAAGGGAAAGCAUAAUAUAGAUGGGGCGUCGAAGAUUGUGAUGCUGAGCAACGAGGUCAGGAGGCUUGGCUCUGUUAUAUGUGAGAUGGAAAAGAGACUUGCUAAGAGGGAUAUUGAUGGAUAUGCACAUGCAUCACAUGCAGAAUCGAAUGAUGUCAGCAACACACGCAUGAAGCAGGCAGAUGUGUCUUUGGUGUCAAUGGCAAAUGACGAAACGUACAGGAGGAUUGUAGAUGAAUGCUCUGAGCUCAAAUCGAAAUUAGUUGAUGUUGAAGCCAAGUACAAAGAAGAGAUGUAUGAUAAGGAAUUGGUGAUAAGCAAAUUAUCUGGAGAGCUGAAUAAUCUGAGCAUAUCACAAAAGGAAGCCGAGAGGAAAUGUGCGAUUUUUAACGGAGAGAAUGAGAAGAACAAAGGAAUAAUUGAUGCGAAUGCAAGCAGAAUAAGAAGAUUGAUAGAUGAUGCUGCGAUUUUGAAUAUGGAAAUAGAAAAAAUAGAAAGAGAUAUGCUGCCACUUAUUUGUGAGAUUGAGAAAAAUGAAAGCAAGACGGAAAAUCUACUAAUGGAGAAGGCUGCAUUCAAGGCACUGGUUGAGGGGUAUGAAGAGAGGGAAGAAAAGAUAAAGACGAUCAAUGCAAAUGGAGAUAGUGCGCUCGAAGAUGAGAUCAUAAAUCUGCUUGAAAGCCUAGACAAAGGCUUGGAAAGAAAUAAGGAACUAACCAAGAAAGUUGAAGAAAGCCAUCGGCGGUGUAGAGUAUUGCAGGACGAGGUUAAUGUGCUUAAAGCUGCAAAUUCGGAUCUUGCUUCACAUAACGCCAAACUUGAGAUUGGUAUGAACUUCCAGAAAAAGAAUGUAAAAAACUCUAGAGUAGAUAAUGGCGAAACACUGGCCAAAAUUAGGAAACUGCAAGAUUGCGUUGAAGAGCUGAAUCGGAUUGUUGAUGAAUAUAAAAGAAGAUUGCACGGGUUGUCUGCGGAAAAGAACGAGAUGGAGAGGAUUCUUGAGUGUGUGAAGAAACAAUCUAGAGAGCUACGAAAUGAAGUGGUCAGGCUAACUAAAGCAAACAACGAGGCCGAAUGCGAAACCAAAAAGCUUCAUGGAGUGCUUAAGUCAAUAAGAGCUAGAGGCGAAGAUGUGGAUUUGCUUACACAGAUGGAGAGAUACAGGGGUCUGCUUCGAUGCAUGCUCUGUGAUUCCCGGUUUAAAAACACCGCAAUAGUCAAAUGCAUGCAUUGCUUCUGCGAGGAGUGUGUAAAUUCAAGAAUCAAGAUGAGAGAUAGAAAAUGUCCAUCAUGCAACGAACCCUUUAAUACAAGCGACGUGAGAAAGAUAUACCUGUGA